AUGUCAGAAAGUCACACCCCAGUUGCAGAUAUAUCAAAGCAAGAUGUCGAAAGAGAAGAGGAACGUAGCGGGCCGAGGCCCGAACUCGAAGAUAUCGAAGAAGGGUACCAGACUCCAACUUCUGAGGAACACAGAAUUCCUGCAGUAGUUCUGAGCUGCCCGCCUCCGGCGCCCAAGAAGCGGAAGAGAUUGUCUUCGCACGUGAAGAAAGUGCACAGACUGGAGCUGUUUCAGACAGUUAUACUAGACGAGGAUGUACGCUUGAUCCUAGAAUCGAUUGAGAUGCAGACUAGGGUUCCGCCGUCAUCGGGGCCAGGCUCCGGCCCGACUCCCAGUCCCAAGAAACGACGUAUUCAUAAAUGA
Sesamum indicum (sesame) is the source of this 363-nucleotide messenger RNA. NCBI's taxonomy places the organism in Eukaryota, Viridiplantae, Streptophyta, Magnoliopsida, Lamiales, Pedaliaceae. The record is from RefSeq and is a predicted model, not a curated record.